GUUCAGCUUUUAGUUGGUGCGGGCACGCGAAACGGUUAAGGCUACACAGAAGAGCACAACUAUCAGUGAUAUACGAGAACAAGCUAAUAUAUAUAUCAAAGUAUAAUGCGCCUAGUUGAUAUCGUGCUUUAGAUAGAGCUGCAUCUAUAUAUAUAUAAGGAAAUCUAGUGCGAUCUCAACAUGUCCGCCUGUUACAAUGCCUACAAUCCGGCGCAUUCGUUUCAGUUUGAGGAGGCUGACGAUGACGAUGCUUCCUUUGACAGCGGCUACGAGAAGAGCUUUGAAACGGAGGCCCAGACCAGCUCACGUCGCCGUUUGGACUUUGGCGAACACUGCGGCAGCACAACGCCAGCUCAAGCGCCAGCGCCGCUGGCCUAUGCCGGCAACUGGGAGAUGCAAAUGAACUCGCCACCUGCUGGCUUCGUCGGGCUGCUGGACACGAGCAGCAAUCACAGCACGCGCAGCGGUCGCACGCUGGUGGAGCACCUGAACAGUCGCGCCGCAACGGCCACAUUCGAGCCGCUGGUGACCAGCACGCCGGUCAAGUCGCCGGAGGAUCCGAAUGCGCCGCGACCGAAGCGUAAAUAUGCCGUCGGCAAGAAUCGCGUGACGCGUUCGCGCAGUCCGCUGCAGGUGGUGCGCAUCAAGAAGUUCCGGCGGAUGAAGGCCAACGAUCGGGAGCGCAAUCGGAUGCACACACUGAACGAUGCGCUGGAGAAGCUGAGGGUCACCCUGCCUUCGCUGCCGGAGGAGACCAAAUUGACGAAGAUCGAAAUCCUACGCUUUGCCCACAACUACAUCUUUGCGCUGGAGCAGGUGCUGGAGAGCGGCAACACCAUCAAUCUGGAUCUGGAGAAAUUGCAAAACUUUACGCUGAGUGGCGAGCGCAUCACCAAGGAGCUCUUCGAUGCGCUCUUCGUGAACCCGCAGCCGUAUCCCAUGUUCGGCAAUGGGCGCAUCUUUCCCUACGGACCGCAUCAACAGCAGACGCCGCCGAUGCACUAUUCGCCGGGCCAGGCUAUGGACUAUCAGCCACCUGGCUUUGAUCUGGGCAGCAGCAUGCGCUACUAUCAACAGCAGCAGCAGCAGCAACAGCAACAGCAGCAGCAGCAGAUGGUGGCGCAGUCGGAGCUUAGUCCACAGCCCACAGCUUCGGCUGCGUCUCACUUUUCGCAGGAGAAAUAUGAUCUGUUUCGCAGCAGCUUUGAGGCAGCUGCCAUGCCGGACUCGGGUCUGCAUCAGCAGAGCAGCUUCUACACACAAACGCCGCCCUGGAAGGACUACCAAGAGGAUCAUCACCAGCAGCAGCAGCAGCAGCAACAACAAUUGCACUAUAAACAGUUUCAGGUAUAGCACAGUUUCGGGGGCAUCAGUGCGGGUGUCUAUCUUCUCUGGGUGAUAUGUUCGACAGUGUGCUGAGCCCUAAGCGGCACCGACAGCUGGAAAGGAUUCACGCAAGAGCUGCCCUAGCGAUUCACCUUU
This is a messenger RNA of Drosophila arizonae, 1482 nucleotides long. It is a transcript of the gene tap, whose product is annotated as Basic helix-loop-helix neural transcription factor tap. Lineage: Eukaryota; Metazoa; Arthropoda; Insecta; Diptera; Drosophilidae. Gene Ontology annotation, biological process: axon development; sensory organ development; positive regulation of transcription by RNA polymerase II. Gene Ontology annotation, molecular function: DNA-binding transcription factor activity, RNA polymerase II-specific; E-box binding; protein dimerization activity. Gene Ontology annotation, cellular component: nucleus. The record is from RefSeq and is a predicted model, not a curated record.